Molecule: messenger RNA, 3032 nt
Organism: Diospyros lotus (date-plum)
Lineage: Eukaryota; Viridiplantae; Streptophyta; Magnoliopsida; Ericales; Ebenaceae
Product: protein REVEILLE 1-like
Exons: 6
Coding region: 1349-2683 (444 amino acids)
Molecular function (GO): DNA binding
Source: RefSeq, a predicted model, not a curated record
AGUACUAUGAAUUAUCGGCUUCUUUUUGUUUUUUAAUUGCUUCUCUUGAUUAAAUGGCUAAUUAAACUGUUUUCAACUAUUCAAAUUUUGGAGCGGCAUUUAUUUAACUAUUUCUGAAUAUAGUAUGAAUAACUUGGUUGAUGAUUUUUUGAACCAGUAUGAACAGUUCAAUUGAUAGAUUAGUUAAUUUUUUUUUUCCAUUUAAUGUUUAGACCAAUUAUCAGAUUUUAAUGCCAAGUUGAUCUGAAAAAGUCAUAUGUUUUUGUGAUCUUUUGGUUGGCUGAAGUCACAUGUAUGUGCAACCUAGCUCUUAAUGCUUAGAUUGGCUAAAAUCACAAAAAUUUAAUGCCACGUUGAAUUAUGAUCUUGCUUAUUUUGAGUGUUUUAAUUUGAAAAAGAUAAGUAAUUAUAUCAAAGGUAAAUUCAUGUUGUCCUUUUUGGGAAGUAGAAAAAACAACAAAAUAACAUGCCUUAAGACAUUUUGAAAAGUAGCAAAUCACAAAAAUUUUAGGCCAAAUGAGUUAUAAUCUUGCCUAUUUUGAGCUUUGAAUGUGAAAAGUAAAAAUAAAAUGAUAUCCAAGGUCAAUCACGUUGCCCUUUUGGAGAAAUGACAACUUUUGCUAUUGAGAAAAUGGAGCUGCCACGUAUUUGGAAGAAAGCUUUUGGAGGCCGCAUUCUGGCAAAUUGAUGAUUGUCCAAAUAUUAUCUGCUGGCAUACCAAUACUUUGUCACUAGAAAUGAGAACAUAGUAGGUUUUUCAGGUGUUUUCAGCCAGUCUUCUUUCGUCUGAGUUCAAUUUUUUGUUGAAGCAAUGGGAAUUUGGACUUUCUAUGUCUAAUCUUUAGUUAUUACGAAAUUAUGCAAUUUAAGGAAGUUAUUGAAUCUUAAUGUUGUCUUAAGAUGUGCUUGUUGGUGUUCAACUUCCGUUUGAUCAUUGUUUCUGUGGCUUGGUUUGAAUUAUAGAAGUUUAGAUGGUCUCUGUUCCAGGUUGAAGAACUAGUGGUAGAUGUCUUUUCUUGUUUACACCAUACAGAAUAUAUAUUUAUCAUAAUGAGAAAAUUAUUUGUCUUUUGCACUUGGCCGAAUCGCUCAUCUCCUGUGAAAGCGAGGAGCUACAGGUAUUACAGAUUUUUGGAAAAGAAGAUACUGGAAAUUCUCUAGAAUGGAUAUAAAUUGAAAAAGCAGAAGGAAAAAAACAAGGAAGAAAGAAAGAAGUUAUCUCAGAUGAUACAUUAUCUAACCAAGUCUCGUUGUUCUGCAAUUCUGAACACUAUCUAAAAGAGCACGCUUGGACCAAAGGGGAAGCUCUCAGUCAGAUGCAGUCUCUCCCACAGGAAAUGAAAUCGCAAUGGAUAUUUUCCCGCAUUCUGCUAUGGAUCUUCAGUUGAAGGAACAGCUUCUUUCUGGGAAUGAUUGUGCUAUGAAGGUAAGAAAACCGUACACUAUUACAAAACAGAGGGAAAGGUGGACUGAAGAAGAGCAUAAGAAGUUUGUUGAGGCUUUGAAGCUAUAUGGUCGUGCUUGGCGACGGAUAGAAGAGCAUGUGGGCACCAAAACUGCUGUUCAGAUUAGAAGCCAUGCUCAAAAAUUCUUUUCUAAGGUGGUUCGGGAGUCGAGCAACAGUGAUGCAAGCUCUGUUAAACCCAUUGAGAUACCUCCUCCUCGUCCAAAGAGAAAACCAACACAUCCUUACCCUCGAAAGCUAGUAACUCCUCUUAAAACUGGAACGUUGGUCACAGAGCAACCGAGGAGGUCUGUGUCUCCAAAUUUAUCUCUUUCACCACAAGAAAAUCAAUCUCCAACUUCGGUGUUAUCCACAAUCGGUUCAGAACUGAUGGCUACAAUCGAUUCAAAUACCAGAAAUGGUAGUAUAUCACCCGUUUCAUCUCCUUCUGCCAUCAAUUGCAGUGGCUGCUUACCUUCCGAAUCCAAUUCACCUGCAGAAAAAGCUGGAUCUGAACCACAGGUUCAUUUACCUGCUAGUUCUGCUACUGAUGAGCAAAUCCUUGUGAAGUUGGAGCUCUUUCCUCAAGACGCUGCUUCUGUGAAAGAAGAGGAAGCCGAGGCAGCAGCUGCUCAGAGUCUGAAGCUUUUCGGGAAAACUGUUUUAGUCCCCGAUUUCCACAGAGCUUGUGAAUCGUCACGUCCCAACAUGAAUCCCGGGCAACCCAAGCAUGCUCUACCGAGUAAGUUAAUGCCCACGGAGUCUUCAUCACAGAAUAAAGAAGGAACAUGGAAUCCUACAGAUGGAGCCCUUGCAUCAUUCUACUACAUGCAGUUGCCUAAUGAAAACUCGAACGUGAUUAAUGGUCGUGGCGGUCCUCUACCAUGCUGGCCCUUUUAUGGAGGCAUAUCGUUUCCCCAUUACCCGCUGCACAACCCGGUUCCAAGAAAAGCUCGUCCACCGUGUGACAUUGGGCAAACCCCUGAUAGAGAAGUUCAAAAAAAGGGAUCGAACCCCAGAUGCAUAAACGCAGCUGCAGAUUGUGGUGGACGUUUGGAAGUUGGCAAACUUGGUGGAAAAAAGUCAUCCUUCCCAGAGCAAAGAGCCAGCCCUGAGAAAUAUCUGAAGAAGGGGAAGGGGUUUGUGCCAUACAAAAGAUGCCUAGCCGAGAGAGAUUCCCAGUUAUCAUCCAAAACAAAUGAGGACAGGGAAGAGCAGAGGGUUCGACUCUGCUUAUAGCAGUGAUCUUUUCUGGCGUUCAUUUAGCACAUAGCACAAAAUUCUUUUGACUAGUUGAGGAAUCAGCUGAGAGGUUCGAUCGGUUGAAUCGGUAACUGUAACAGAUCAAGCUCCUGGAUGACAGCAAAGAAGGGUCAAUGGCGGCCUUGAGGUGAGUAGCCAAUUAUGCAGCACCUUUGAAGUCCCGUCUGGUUUAGUCCUGUUUUCCCCCCUGCAAAUGCUCAAUCUAUUGAUCAACUUGCUCUGUAAUAUGUUUCAUUUUUUUCCGGCCCGUUGAUGUCAAAGACAUGUUUCUUUGUAAUUUUUCUUCUCUAUUCAUAAAUGCCAAUUCCCUAUCCCUCCCCCUCCU